GAUCUACCUCCUCACGUACAUACUACAUCGCACACACACGUAUUCUUCUCAAUCCAAACAAACCUUUCUCUUCUUCUUCUACUUCAGUAUUAAUUUCAUUUCCUUUAUGAUUCUCUAGUCCCGGCGCCUCCAAUCUCUCGUUGCCUCACAGUCGCCUUUUCCCGUUGAGCCUCCACUAUGGCCGGUAACAGGACCAUAAGCCUCGAGGAGAUCAAGAACGAAUCCGUCGAUUUGGAACGGAUACCUGUAAGUGAAGUGUUCGAGCAGCUGAAAUGUAGCAGCAAAGGACUGACUUCAGAGGAAGGAACCCAUCGACUCCAAGUUUGUGGACCAAACAAACUAGAAGAGAAAAAGGAGAGCAAGUUUCUCAAGUUUUUGGGUUUUAUGUGGAACCCUUUAUCAUGGGUCAUGGAAGCUGCUGCUAUCAUGGCUAUUGUCAUGGCAAAUGGGGAUAACAAACCUCCAGACUGGCAGGACUUUGUUGGUAUCGUUGUGUUGUUGCUGAUCAACUCUACCAUUAGUUUUAUUGAAGAAAAUAACGCUGGUAAUGCUGCAGCAGCCCUCAUGGCUGGUCUUGCUCCCAAAACUAAGGUUCUAAGAGAUGGUCAAUGGAGUGAACAAGAUGCUGCAAUUCUGGUUCCAGGGGACAUAAUCACCAUUAAAUUGGGAGACAUAAUUCCUGCAGAUGCUCGUCUUCUUGAGGGUGAUCCUUUAAAGAUUGAUCAAUCUGCUCUCACUGGAGAAUCUCUUCCUGUCACUAAAAACCCCUCAGACGAAGUCUUUUCUGGUUCCACAUGCAAACAGGGUGAAAUAGAAGCAGUUGUCAUUGCAACUGGUGUGCACACCUUUUUUGGUAAAGCUGCACAUUUGGUAGACAGCACCAAUCAAGUUGGGCAUUUCCAGAAAGUUCUCACUGCCAUUGGCAAUUUCUGCAUUUGUUCGAUUUUUAUUGGAUUAUUCAUUGAGGCAGUUGUCAUGUACGGGAUCCAGCACCGCAAGUACAGGGAUGGAAUUGACAAUUUACUAGUUCUCUUGAUUGGAGGAAUCCCGAUUGCCAUGCCAACUGUGUUAUCUGUCACCAUGGCUAUUGGUUCUCACAGGCUCUCUCAGCAAGGGGCUAUUACCAAGCGAAUGACAGCCAUCGAGGAAAUGGCAGGCAUGGAUGUUCUCUGCAGUGACAAGACAGGGACUCUGACCCUGAACAAACUGACAGUUGAUAGAAACCUGAUUGAAGUGUUUGAGAAGGGCAUAGAAAAGGAGCUAAUUAUCCUUUAUGCAGCUAGGGCUUCAAGAACUGAAAAUCAGGAUGCCAUUGAUGCGGCUAUUGUUGGAAUGCUUGCAGAUCCCAAAGAGGCACGAGCGGGUGUAAGGGAGGUUCAUUUCUUUCCAUUCAACCCUGUAGACAAAAGAACUGCUCUUACCUACAUUGAUUCUAAUGGAAACUGGCAUCGGGCUAGCAAAGGUGCCCCUGAGCAGAUAUUGAACCUCUGCAACUCCAAGGAAGAUGUUCGGAAAAGGGUUCAUGCAGUAAUUGGCAAAUUUGCCGAACGUGGACUUCGAUCAUUAGCUGUGGCAAUACAGGAAAUACCUGAGAAGACAAAAGAAAGUCCAGGGGCACCAUGGCGAUUUAUUGGUUUGUUGCCUCUGUUUGAUCCUCCAAGGCAUGACAGUGCUGAAACCAUUAGAAGAGCUCUAAACCUUGGCGUGAAUGUUAAAAUGAUUACUGGUGAUCAGCUCGCCAUUGCCAAAGAAACUGGGAGGAGGCUUGGAAUGGGAACAAACAUGUACCCUUCUUCCUCCUUGCUUGGCCAAGAGAAGGAUGCUUCAAUUGCUGCUCUCCCUAUAGAUGAGUUGAUUGAGAAGGCAGAUGGAUUUGCAGGAGUAUUUCCAGAACACAAAUAUGAAAUUGUUAAUAGGCUGCAAGGGAGGAAACAUAUCUGCGGUAUGACUGGAGAUGGUGUCAAUGAUGCACCUGCUUUGAAGAAGGCAGAUAUUGGAAUUGCUGUUGCGGAUGCUACAGAUGCUGCUAGAAGCGCAUCAGAUAUUGUCCUUACUGAACCUGGGCUUAGUGUCAUUAUAAGUGCGGUGCUAACUAGCAGGGCUAUUUUCCAAAGGAUGAAGAACUACACAAUCUAUGCAGUUUCUAUUACCAUCCGUAUUGUGUUUGGUUUCAUGUUUAUUGCCUUGAUAUGGAAGUUUGACUUUGAUCCUUUUAUGGUCUUAAUUAUUGCUAUCCUAAAUGAUGGGACAAUCAUGACAAUAUCAAAAGACAGAGUGAAGCCAUCUCCGCAGCCAGACAGCUGGAAGUUGAGAGAGAUUUUCACUACUGGCAUUGUGCUCGGAGGAUAUUUGGCAUUGAUGACUGUAUUAUUUUUCUGGGCCAUGAGAGACACCAAUUUAUUCACAGACAAGUUUCAUGUAAGACCCCUGAGGGAUAGUCCUGAGGAAAUGAUGGCAGCUUUAUACCUUCAAGUGAGUAUUGUGAGCCAGGCCCUUAUUUUUGUGACACGAUCGCGGAGCUGGUCCUAUGUUGAACGCCCCGGACUUCUGUUAAUCAGUGCUUUUAUAGUCGCUCAGUUGGUAGCAACACUGAUUGCAGUUUAUGCAAAUUGGGGUUUUGCUAAUAUAAAAGGUGCUGGCUGGGGAUGGGCUGGAGUGAUCUGGCUUUAUAGUGUUGUGACUUAUAUCCCUCUUGAUCUUCUCAAGUUUGCCAUCCGCUAUGUCCUCAGCGGCAAGGCGUGGGAUACACUUUUACAGAACAAGACUGCCUUCACUACAAAGAAAAACUAUGGAAAAGAAGAAAGAGAGGCACAAUGGGCUACAGCACAGAGAACCCUCCAUGGUCUUCAACCACCCGAAACAGUAACCCUUUUCAGUGAUAAGAACAGUUACAGGGAACUCUCAGAGAUUGCAGAGCAGGCUAUACGCCGGGCUGAGGUUGCCAAAUUAAGGGAGCUGCAUACACUCAAGGGGCAUGUUGAAUCAGUUGUUAAGCUGAAGGGACUUGAUAUCGAUACGAUUCAACAGCAUUACACAGUUUAAGAAGCAGCUAAAGCUUAAUGUUUGAAUGAGACAUACAGUCCUGACAUUUCCUCCGGCUAAAAAAUAGUUGAUGCAAUAGUUAAUUCUUAAUUGCUAUGUUUUCUUAAAAGUAUAUAUUCCUCUUGUAUCUUCCCAUACCAUUAUGCUGCUGCUUCUACUUUCUUAAAUUCAGUAGUUCAUAUUCCUGCCUUUUUGUCCUUUUUACGUGUCAAUAUUAUAUCUAUUACCUGUUCCCACCUGUUCCCAUCUGUUCCCAUCUGUUCCCAUUAAACACUUGCUGAGAAU
Messenger RNA from Rubroshorea leprosula, 3327 nucleotides. The record is from the annotation of a GenBank genome assembly. NCBI's taxonomy places the organism in Eukaryota, Viridiplantae, Streptophyta, Magnoliopsida, Malvales, Dipterocarpaceae.